AGGAAUCCCGCCCGCUCGCCGCACUUUUCUGGAGUCAUUGCUUCAUUCAACUUUAUCCAGAACCGAGUGCGGGCGGGCGCACGACGAAGUAGAAGUUUUUUUGCUCACUGGCAAGGACACCCGUGCGGGCAAACGCCACUAGAGACAGGAUGGCGGCCGCGAUGGGACCCUCCUCACCCGUGCACUCGCAAGCCGUGAGCGAGCUCUGCCAGAAUUCCACAGAAACGUUUUUAGAGGCCUCUCGCUUGCUGCUUACCUAUGCGGACAAUAUCAUCAGUCACCCAAAUGAAGAAAAAUAUCGCUCUAUUCGGAUUGCAAAUCAGAAAUUUUCCACUAGAUUGUUGCCUGUCAGAGGAGCAAUUGAAUGUUUGUUUGAAAUGGGGUUUGAAGAGGGGGAAACUCAUCUUGUUUUUCCUAAGGAAGCAUCAAUUGAGCAGCUACGCAGAAUUCGAGAUCUAAUUGCCAGGGAAAGAAAUAGUAGAUUAAAUGGAUCAAAUCAAUCAGAGCAAUCGGUAUCCUCUCAGAAGGCAACAAACACACAGCCUGCUGCAUCUCAGCCAUCAAGAACGGUUGACUCCAACCCAGACCCAGCUGCUCAGGCUGCUGUUAUGACGACUGAAGCAGUUUUUCUGAAGACAAUGCAAUCAAAUUUUCAGCAUGUAGUGGUAUAUGAGAACCCUGGUUUACAAAAGAAAGCAUUGGCUUGUAUUCCAAUCCAAGAACUGAAAGAGAAAGCUCAAGAAAAGUUAAAACAGGCAAGAAAAGUGGAUAAAGGCACCCUUGUGAAUGAACAGGAUUUUCUAUUGUUGGAGCUCCUGAACUGGUUUAAAUGUGAUUUUUUCCAGUGGGUAAAUAACCUUCCAUGCAGCAAGUGUGGGGGCGAGACAGAAUCUAAAGAUAACUUGCCACCUAGUGAUGAUGAUUUGAGAUGGGAUGCAAGUAGAGUUGAAAAUCACUUCUGUAACCAAUGCCAGUUUAGCAACAGGUUUCCAAGGUACAAUAAUCCUGAGAAACUUCUGGAAACUAGACGUGGGCGUUGUGGAGAAUGGGCCAACUGCUUUACCCUUUGCUGCAGAGCUGUUGGGUUUGAAGCAAGAUAUGUUUGGGAUGCAACAGAUCAUGUGUGGACUGAAGUUUAUUCUUCAUCCCAGCAGAGGUGGCUUCAUUGUGACUCUUGUGAAAAUGUCUGUGAUAAACCCCUUCUCUAUGAGAUUGGAUGGGAGAAAAAGCUAUCCUACAUUAUUGCAUUCUCCAAAGAUGAGGUUGUUGAUGUCACAUGGCGAUACUCCUGUAAACAUGAAGAAUUGCUCUCUAGGAGGAAACGGGUCAAAGAAGCCAUACUGCGUGAAACAAUUAAUAAUCUUAACAAAGUGAGGCAGCAAUCGUUGACUGAAGGAAGAAAAAGGGAGCUCUUGGAGAGAAUCAUUGUGGAGCUUGUUGAGUUCAUUUCUCCUAAAGUGCCUAAGCCAGGAGAACUUGGUGGAAGGGUAUCUGGAUCCAUGGCUUGGAGAGUGGCCAGAGGUGAAAUUGCUGUUGAGAGCAAAGAAGUUGUUUUUAUUCCAACUGAACAAGAGAAGGCCUCUAAGCUUUUGCACCUCCGCUACAAUAUAGUAGAAGAUCGUUAUACACGAAUAUCCAAUAAUAAUGAAAAGAUUAAUGGCUGGGAGAAAGGUGUAUGGAGAAUGGAAUCUCUGUGGAGAAAAGUGGAAUCAGACUGGAAAAUGGUUUAUUUAGCCCGAAAAGAAGGAUCAUUGUCUGGCUACAUCUGCUGGAAGUUUGAGUGUGGCUCAGUUGGUCUAAAAAUAGAAAGCAUUUCAGUCAGAACGAGCAGUCAGACAUUUCAGAGUGGAAGAGUAAGGUGGAUGCUGCGCUCUGGAAACACUGUCGUCGAUGUAAAUGGAGAUAAAAUCUUUCAUGCUUAUCCUGGUAUUUCCAACGUAACAGAUGUUAUUUUGGAAGCUGAACUAAGUGGAGGGGAUGGUGAUAUUGCAUGGCAACACACACAGCUAUUUCGGCAAAGUUUAAAUGAGAGCGAGGAUUGUUUUGAGAUCAUUAUAAAAUUCCGUGACCUUUGAAUAUCUAAACAGAGAAGACAUCUCUAUCAAGCAAGGACUUGUGGCACAAAAUAUAUUUAAAAAACCAUAAGAACUUUGUUGGAAGGUCUUUCCCCUAAUAUUGUAUUUUUCACAGGGCUGUUGUGAAGAAUCAACUUUCCAUAAUGUGAAACUUAAUGAAAUCCUGGAAACUUGUAAGUGGCUGACAUCCAGACUAACAUAGCACAGGCUGAAUAAUAAUCUCUCAUGCACACAUGAUUUUCCUUUCCCUCUGCAGCCCUCUGUGCCUCCUGGAAAUAUGUCCCUGUGGUCUGCUGGACCUUUGAGGACAUAUUUUUGGGAGGCAAGAGGAGCUGCUGAAGGGAAGAAGGAUUGGGAGAAAUCACCCCUCCCCUGUAGUACAUGUAAAAGGUUGUUCAACAAAUGCAACACUAAUCUGGCUGUCAGCCAUUGUUUCUUGAAAAUGGGCAUCAAAUGCCUAUGCAUCAGAGAAAAGGGAAGAAUGCAGAGCACCAUACAGAUUAGUUACUAAUUAUUAAGCACCACAGAAAUCAAUGAGAAAAGUUAGACAUUACUAAGAAUUACUGUUUAUUUUAAUGGGACUUAGUCAUGACUUAGUCUGGAUUUAGCAUGCAGUCUUUUGCAUUCAGCCACCUAAUGGCACAGCGGGGAAAUGACCUGACUAGCCAGUCAGAGGUUGCCGGUUCGAAUCCCCACUGCUAUGUUACCCAGACUGAAACACCUAUAUUGGGCAGCAGCGAUAUAGGAAGAGGCAUCAUCUCAUACUGCGCGGGAGAUGGCAAUGGUAAACUCCUCUUGUAUUCUACCAAAGACAACCACAGGGCUCUGUGGUUUCCAGGAGUCGACACUGACUUGAAGGCACAACCUUACCUUUACCUGUUGCAUUCAAAAAACAAUUAGAGCUAUAAUCCUGUGCACACUUACUUGGGAAUGUCCCAUUGAGCAAAUUGGGAUUUAAUUCUGAGGAAACCUAAGUUUGGGGUGCAUUUCAUUUACAGUUAGGAUACAUAUUUUCUAAUGUUUAAUCUAUACAGGGAUUUUUAUUUUUUUUACUGAAUGACUAUUUCAAUGAUUUUCUGUUUAAUUUUGAAUUUAGAAAUUCUGUUUUUUGGUGAUUGCAUUUUUGUUUGCUUGCAAUUUUAUAACUGGCAGUUUAUUUCAUUCAAAAUAUUAAAGUAACAUUAAACUGUGAAAUAAAUACUAGCUUCUGAUGUUAUUUUUGGUUGACUUUAUACUCUAGAACUGAAACUGACAGAAUAGUUAACUUUGAUUUCUAUUCAGUCAUAUCUAAAAUUUCCAAAGUUAAAAAUAUACUCUGAUCCAGAAUUCAAUAUUUUGGAGGUUAGUCAUAGAAAAUUUAAAUUUAUUGUGCCCCUAAAAUGGCCAGCCGUGUAAAAUGUUAUCUUAAAUGACCUCAAAAUAUGAAGUUUUUUAUAUAUAAAAUAUCUAGUUAUGCAUAUUUUUGUACAGUGUAAAUAUGAAUUUAUCCACUUUUAAAAAUAAAGCUGCCAUUUCAAUUGAGUUACUUGUAGUCACUCUGCAGCUAUUUCCUUGGGUCAACUUUAUAUAUAUAAAUAGCAGCUCUUUGUCCCAGUCUAGACCCCACUGAAUGCAUCAAGUGGUGACCUCUGAAGCCCAUGAGUGAUGGAGCUCUUCAUUCAUUUCAAAGGAUGGAGCUGUUCCAAGCAAAUCAAGGAAUCUACCCUGGUCUGCCCUUUCACUGAAAUGAAAGUGUAAGGACUUGAAAGGCUCCUGUUUAUAUAAUGGAGUCUCCACCCAUGGGCCUCAGAUUAUUGGUUGCUUUUGCUCAUUUUGAAAAAUAUGUUUAUGGCACAACCCACUAGGUACAUCAUCACGGUAUUUGAGGAUGAUGACUAGAUACUACUGCCAUGCCUAUCCUGCUGAUAUGAAUAGGAGCCACAAGAGAGCAAACAGUGUCAGGUGAAUGGUGCAUUAAGGUGAUUGUGUUCAUUACUUAACUUCCAUUCCUUAAAACUGAAUUUGCUGCUUAAAAUUUGCUUCUGGUCUCUCUCUACACUUGUGGCUACAGGCUGGAAGUUCUGUAAAUGAAGGGACUCUGUUCCAGACAGAUUUACAGCACAAUACUUACUUGCUCAGAAGUAAGUGCUACUGUGUUCACUGAGGCUUGCUCCUACGUAAGUGUGCAUAGGUCAUUUUUAACUUUCAUUGAAAUCAGUGAGUCCUAAGUUAGUCAUUGAUUUGCCCCAAUGAUUUCAAUGGAAUGUAAGCAUAAUUAACUUCUCUGGAUUGAGGUGAGUGGUUGACAUGUUCCACAGUGUAAUGCAGUUGGUUCAGAACUAUCCGUGCCACUGUGAGGCUCUAAUACACGUGCCCAUGGUGCUGCACUAGAGUAAAAUUCACCCUUGUAUGUUCAAGGGCGAGUUGUACCAGAAUAGCCUUCUUGCGCAACAUUGUGAGCAUGUGUGUACUGGCACAGUGGUUCUGAACCAUCCACGUCAUCCUGUGGGGCAUGUCAGCCAGUAUUUCACUAAAAUAAAGUGGCUGCUUGGUUUCAGUAACUCCUUUCUGUGCAAUUGGGGAAACUGUGGGUUCAGCUGUAAGGAUAUUCUCUACUUGCAGCCCUGGAGGUAAAAAAUAAGGAUAGAAAAUUAAAGUGUACUCUCCGUACUGUAUAUAUUCAGUGAUUUGAAAGGAUUCAACCAUUUCUUGCUUAUGAAACCUCCUUCCUAAAGACACUCAUACGCACAGUUUUGCCAACAAAAUAACUUGUACAUAAUUGUGUUUAGAUUAGAGUUAGAUUCAGUUAUAGCUAAUGAAGUUAUUAAACAUACUGCAUUUUACCCUGUUCUUUGACUUAAGUCAUCUAUUAAAUGGGGAGCUCAUCAGGACAGAAACCUCUAAGGAGUUUUGCCAGGGGAAAAGAUCAGGUUAAAGAAAAUAAACAGGCAAGUACCAUUGGAGAAAGCUGUGCACUCAGAUUAAGCUUUGGAUAACCCUUCAAGUGAAAAUAAUGUGUGUUCUGAAUGGCAUUUCUGCCUACACAUUUUGAAAUAUUAUUCCAUAAUUAUAGAGUCUACAAUUCUAAUAUUAUGAAACCUAGAAUGGAUUAACAGGAUGUGAUGAUAAAUUUAUAGGGUGAUAAUCUCACUAUGGACAAGAUUUCUUCCUUUGACAUAUUGUCACAGAAAUUAAAAGAUCAUCCCAUGGGAAGCAAAAAAUACAGCCCUGCAGUACAGAGACUACUACAUUUAUUGCAGAACAAGCUUUGGUAGGCUGUUGCCCAAUUCACCUGAUACACACCUGUAAACUUGGGUGAUGUAUACAGUGUAUGAGGUACGGUUUUACAUAGUGAUACUAAUAAUAAAAUAUAAAAGUUACUUAAUCAAAGUUAUUUAUGUCCCUAGACCCAGUCCUAACAGAUCAACACAAAAUGCAAUAAAAAAUAUAUGCAUCUACUGAAGCUUUGGACCUCCUGUCAAUAGUACUAAGCGGGGGCUAAGUAUUUCCAAAUCACCAAAUACUGUUCAAUUUGCACGAGACAGACCCAAAUUUACAACACUGUGUAUGAGGUAUAAUUGUCCUUCCAUAGUUAAGAGAGCUAGCCAGUUAGAACUAGAGAUAAAGUCUCAAAUUUAUUGGUGAAGUAUUUUUAACUUGGCAGCGUAAAAUCCCAGCCACUCUUUGAAUUUUUUUGGUAAAGUAUGUUUACUCUGGGACAUUGAAAUGUUUGCCCAUCGGUUCUGAAAGUUGUCAUUUUUAAUGUUUGGUUUGUGUCUAAUUAUUAUGUUAUAUAGAGGCUAUCCUGUUUGGUCUAUGUGAGUGGCAGAAGGGAAUUGUUGACAAGUGAUGCCAUAUAGUAUAGAUGUGCAUGUGAGGAAAUUACUGCUGUUGCACGAAUAUCAUCAUGUAUCUUAAUCCACCAAUAGACUGUUGAGCAUGAGGUUUCUCUGAUGUAUGGUUAGCAUUCUGAAUUUGGAAGAAGAGAAUACAUAUGUUAGACUUCGAUUUUGUUUUCUGUUGAGAGGGGAACGACAAUUUUCUUUCCAAAAUAUGUUUUGCAACUCAAUUAUUUUAUGAAAUAGUCCUGUAUGGGUGUGAGAUAAAAAAUUUAACCACAACUUAUUAUUCAUAUAGCUGCUUUACAAACAGAUCCCUGAGCAGGAUCUGAGAGGAAUCUAGCAACCAUCUCAUGGGAUCAAUUCUACAAAACCUAUAUGAAGGAACAGUUUUGGUCUAAUUGUUCACAUGGAUGUGCUAAGGGGAUCACUUCUGAGAUUUAUUCCACACUUGUAAUCUGAUUUUCUUCAUCCCCUGUUCCUAAUUAGACUUUGACUCAUCUACCUGCAAAAAAUUAUGAUUUACCCCAUUAAAAGCCUUUAAGAAAUUGAAACAUAAAGUAUGGUCAAAGCUGA
Molecule: messenger RNA, 6469 nt
Organism: Hemicordylus capensis (graceful crag lizard)
Lineage: Eukaryota; Metazoa; Chordata; Lepidosauria; Squamata; Cordylidae
Gene: NGLY1
Product: N-glycanase 1
Exons: 12
Coding region: 150-2075 (641 amino acids)
Biological process (GO): protein quality control for misfolded or incompletely synthesized proteins; glycoprotein catabolic process; protein deglycosylation
Cellular component (GO): cytoplasm; nucleus; cytosol
Molecular function (GO): peptide-N4-(N-acetyl-beta-glucosaminyl)asparagine amidase activity
Source: RefSeq, a predicted model, not a curated record